Molecule: messenger RNA, 5611 nt
Organism: Polyodon spathula (Mississippi paddlefish)
Lineage: Eukaryota; Metazoa; Chordata; Actinopteri; Acipenseriformes; Polyodontidae
Product: alpha-protein kinase 3-like
Exons: 14
Coding region: 358-5610 (1750 amino acids)
Biological process (GO): protein phosphorylation; cardiac muscle cell development
Cellular component (GO): nucleus
Molecular function (GO): ATP binding; protein serine/threonine kinase activity
Source: RefSeq, a predicted model, not a curated record
UGGCUGAACUAAUAUUGCUUUCUUUAGCUUCCCUCGUAUGUAGUUGUUUUUUUUAACUGUAGCUCGAGUUCUGAAAGUCUUGAAGUUCCUGGGGAAGGCAUUUUUUUAUGGGGGUGCCAACUGUCUGAUUGUAACAUCUUAUAGUUAGGAAAUGCAUUGCACAGUUUGUGCAAGGAAGCCCCUGGCUGCUGGUUUGAUUGUAGCACAGUAAAGAAAACCAACCAGUUUGUUUUGUGGUUUACCUGAAGCUUGCUGACAAGCUAAAUUAAGUUUCGUCGAGUGUGAAGACCUACAAUUUAUCAGAACUCCCUCUUCCUGUAUUUGUUUUAUUUUAUCUGGAUAAGCUAGCAAGGGAAAAUGGGUUCCAGGAGAUCAAUCACUCGUGCUUACUCUGCAAAUGGAAGAUAUUCUUCCAACAACUCCAGCACUGAAAAUGGGGACGAGACACCUCAGCCCAGCUCUCGCCCGGACAGCCGCAAUUACCUGCUCAACGUGAGACCUGAAAACAGCUAUUCACGUCACAGGUACUCAUACUACAAGCCAAGGAGCACUUUCUGCAGUGUUAUAGCCCAACUGACUGAGGAAACCCAGCCAACCUUUGAGACCACCGUGAAGUCCAAGGCAGUGUCUGAGGACUGUAACGUCAAGUUCUCCUGUGUGGUGUCAGGUUUCCCAGAGCCUGAAUUAACUUGGUAUAAAGAUGACAUGGAGAUGGACCGAUAUUGUGGCCUUCCCAAGUAUGAAAUUUUCCGCAACGGAAAGACUCAUUCUCUUCACAUUUACAACUGCACGGAGGAUGAUGCUGCCAUCUAUCAGGUAUCAGCCAGAAACAGCAAAGGCAUAGUCUCCUGUUCUGGUGUUUUAGAGGUGGGCACCAUGAGUGAAUUCAAAAUACAUCAGAGGUGGUUUGUGAAACUUAAACAAAAAGCUCAGAAGAAAAAGAAGGAGCUGGAGGAGAGUCGGAAGAAGGGCAGAGAGAACCUCCAGGAGAUCAAGGACCAGCUGAGAAUGGUGAGCCCGGAAAGAGCUCCGAGGAAACGGAGAUCAACCGCGGAAGGUACCAUGCAGUCUCCCGUAUCGCUGCCCGAGAUUGAGGAAAUGGUGAAAGUGCAUAUUCAGGACGCUGAAGUCAGGCUACGGGAAGGCACUGCUGAUGGAAAGGAGCAGGCAGCGUCAGCAGCCGAGAUGCCCAAUGGCUUUUCAACAAAUCCUAACGAGACAGACAAUGCUGAGAAAAGCCCAAUAGAGAAUGGCAAUCAGUUCCUCACGUAUAUUUAUGAAACAGUGGAAAUAGUCACUAAAAGGCCACCAAACAAAGAAUUUCUUGCCAAAAAGAAGAUAAAGGUAUCUAAUGGAGUAGAUGGAGAGGAGCUGAGAGAUGAUGUAGGACAGGGCAGAGUUGAUCAUGAAAAUGAGAACGAUGGAGGUAUGAGUUUGUCACAGUAUUUGUCACAGUCCCUAAACUCCAAAACGUCUGAAAAUCCUUUAAAAUCUUCAGGGUCUGAGGAUUUUAUGGAGAUUGACACGGGCUAUGCAAAUUCAACAGUAGAGCCAGAGGGGGUCAAACAACAAUGGCCUGCAACUCAGCUUCACAACAAUUCUGAAGCAAGGCAAGAUGCUGGGUCAAUGGAGCGCAAGGAGCCAGAACCUCCUAACCCACCGCCUCCCGCUAGCCCUGUAUACUUUUCUUUAAGAGACAUCUUCUUUGCAAACCAAAAUCAGACUGAAGAUCAGCUGUUGAAAGUCCCAGAAAAGACAGAGCCUGAAAACAUAAAGUCAGAAGAAGAGAAACCAAAGGUUCCUCAGUUAUCAAUCCCUUCGGUCGCUUUGGGCUGUGAUCAGAAACCAGACGAGAAAAAGGAAUACAAACUGCCAGAUGUGGGCUCAUCUUUAAUUGAAGCACAUGACAAACCACCGAUUGUGGAUAUGCAUUCAGACGCCCAAUCUUUAGGGGAACUGGAAAUUGCAGAGUCCCCUCUCCAGGUACAAGAAUCUUCUGUAGCCAAAGAAAACUUGAGUAUGAAUAACCCUUCUAAACAAGCUGUUACAAUGUCUGAAAUGCCGGGAGUGGAGAUGCGAUGUGGAGAGGAGGCGCUGAUGUCUUAUUCUAUGGAAGAACUAGAAACUUCACAACCAUCUAUAGAGGAAGUCUCUGAAAGUAAACAGAAGGAGCCUGUGCAAGACCAGCCAUCCCUGCUGGCACUGCUGAGUGAGGUCGCAGAUGAGCAAAGGGAAACGCAUUUAAAGGAAACCUGUAUUACUGAGGAUGUGGUCAACAUUUCACAGUUAAAUGUAAACGUGCCCUCUUUAUUUUCUACUGAAGAAACAACUGCAUGUGUCAAAGAGUUUAUGACAGAGUCCCCUGUGUUGAACACCCAUGGAAACCAAGGAUCCAAUUCUGUGGGCCAAACUGAGCAAAACAUGGAGACUGAAACACAAAAAAGGACCAUGGAAAGCAUUGCUAAAGUUGAUGCUGCUUCCGAAUGUGCCAAACCCACAGGAAACUUGGAUACCAGUCAUGCCUCAGCAAGGAUGGAUCUACAGCAAAAUGAUGUUAAGGACUAUAUGGCUGAAGUGUUGGAUGCAGUCAAGGAAAGUGGAAUAUGUGCCUUAGAUAAACAAGGUGACACUGAUACCUUGGUGGAAGAGACUGCUGUUAGGGUUGAGAUAGAUGCAAUUCCAGAGGAUACCGUUCAUGGUAAAGAAAGUGAGGUAAAGGAUCUGCACAGGGAACUCAAAACUGUUCCUCAGGAACCUAUUGUACCUCUAGAAUUAAAAAUGCCAGAUAUAGUGAUACGGGAGGUAGAACAAGAAAGUGUUCCAAAGGCAGCAAAUCUGAAAGAGUUAGAGUUACCAGGGGAAUCAGUCUUAGAACGAGAUGUCAAAGGAGUUCCCGAAGUGCCAGUAAUAGUUACUCAUGAUGAAGUUGCUUUAAAUCAUAUUGAUUCACACACUAGAGUUGAAGCAAUCGGAGAGGACAGCAGUCUUGUGCCACAAGCUGAGGUGGAAAAGAAAAAGCAAGAAGCAAGGGUACAGAAUAUAAGAUCGCAAGAGAACGAUCAAAUAAUGGAUAAUAUGUUAGGCUUACAGAUGGACAUCAGCAACAAGGCAGAUAUAUUCCCAAGUGCAGGUGUAUCCUAUGAUGCCAGCAAGAGCCUUCCAAAGCCUGAUUCCAGUGCGCAGAACUUAUCCCCCCCAAACAACACGCCGUCUGCUUCACAGACUCCACCAGCAGCAGUGCCUUCUGUUUUGGUACCUGCUGUUGUAGUACCUCUUAGUGCUGUACCUCCUAUUUCCAUCACAUGCUUUGAUGAUGCCUCUCAGGAAGACAGGCAUGCUAAGAGAGAAGUAAUAUCUCUUCCCGCAGCAGUUGAGGCUGUUGUUGAACAGGAUGAAUCCUUAAUUGCACUGCUACGUCAUGUUAAGAAUGAUCUUGAUGCUGGGAUAAUAUACAGUACUAAAAAGGAAUCUGACAGCAAAGAUGCUCCCCUUCCUAUUGUUACCGGUACAGAUACAGAUGCUGCAUUGUUAAGUACCAGUGAGCAGCCUGAAAGCAAAGCUGUACAGACUUCUUUGGGAACACCGAAACGUGUGUCAGGUACCGCUAUCUCCGUUCCCUCAAAGUCUGAAGAACGGACCACUCAAGGUGUUGGUUUGUCUGAUAAGCCUUCAGUGGAAAAUGUUUUGCUCAGAAGCAUGGCAAGUCCAAUCCUAAGCCCUUCAACUUUAAGAAGGUUUGCAACAAAGAGUCCCUCAAAUGCAGAAGAGCCAGGACUUGCUACAGUUCCAACAAUCAGAGUGGACAGCCUAUUGCUUGAAGACGCUGCCCACUACGAGAGAGCAGAUGAGCAGCCAGAGAAGAAAGACAGCCUACCGACUGUCCAGUCUGGUGAGACCAGCCCCAAACUGAGGCACAGUGAAAGCCUGACACUCAUCCCAUCUGCCACGCCAGAGGAACUGGCCUCCGGGGCUCGACGGAAGAUCUUUAUUCCUAAACCCAGAACAGAAGAACUUGAGGCAGCAGUCCCAGAUUCACAGCUGAAGAAGGAGGAGGAGUCCAAGAGAAGAAGGCUUUCACAAGAUCUUGAGGUGCCCAGUAUGUCUCCUGGGCAGUCCAGGAGGGGUUUGGCCUUUUUGCAGACUCCUAGCCCCCAGAAUACUCCGCCUAUGGAGAGGCGCUCCCCUACCGUCAGCAGGAGGACGUCCAAUCUGGAAGUUCCCAAGCUGUAUGAAGAAUCGAUGAAUAAGAAUGAAACGGCUAAGGAAAUACAAACUGAAGUUAAAGUAGAGGACGUUAAGAAGAAACAAGAUCCAUUUAAAGCUCCCCAGGUGAUCCGGAAGAUCCGUGCGGAGCAGUUCUCUGAUGCUUCAGGACACUUGAAACUCUGGUGCCAAUUCUUCAACGUACUAAGUGACUCAACCAUAACAUGGUACAAAGAUGAAUAUCAGAUUGCUGAACUGAAGAGAAGCUCCGGAGAUGAAGGUCAAGUGGCUCUUGCCAUUGUGCAGACGACUAAGAAGGACUGUGGGGUGUAUAAAUGUGAAAUAAACAAUGAAUAUGGAACUGAUGCUACAGAUUGUCUACUUAGUGAAGAAGUAUUGUCCGGGUUCCUUUUACGAGAAGAAUCGGAAGUUGGAGAGGAGAUUGAAAUGACCACCAUGGUGUUCACAAAGGGACUGGCUGAUUCCGGGUCCUCGGGAGACAAGCUCUUCGGAAGGAUCAUGACAGAGGAAGUUCACGUUGGAGAAGGGUGCACAAAGAAAGCGAGCAAGGUGAAGGUUAUCUAUGGAUUGGACCCAAUAUUUGAGUCAGGCAGCACCUGCAUCAUUAAAGUGCGCAACUCCAUUGCUUAUGGGACCAAAAAUGGAAGUGACCUAAUUGAGAGAAACCACGAAAUUACAAAACAGGAGUGCAAAAUCCAAAACACUGCUAGAGAGUACUGUAAAAUAUUUGCUGCAGAGGCAAGGGUAGUGCCAAACUUUGGCCCAACACCUGAGAUUAUUCCACUGCACCUCAUCUAUCGGCCUGCCAACCCCAUCCCAUAUGCAACGGUGGAGGAAGACUUGAAAGGAUGCUUUGUGAGGUUCUGCAUUAAGGACAGAAAUGGAAGAUUGAUUAUGAGGAAUGUUACAGACACUGAACAGAAAUGCAGUGCUUUCCAACAUUGGAUUUACCUGUGGACAAAUGGAAACUUACUGGUCACUGACAUGGAAGGUGUUGGAAUGAAGAUCACAAAUAUUGGGAUUGCAACAAAAUCAAAAGGGUAUCAGGGUCUAACAGACAACUGUUCACCUGUGCUUUUGGAGCAAUUCACUGCACUCCAUCAAUGCAAUCGCUACUGUGAGCUGCUCAGUCUGCGGUCCCUGAAGACCAUGGAUACUCUACAGCAACCAGGGAAACUCAAGGGCUCCAGGAGCCCGCUGUUGAACAGGAAAGUUGGAUCAGGGCCAUCGAGCCCACAGAUGUUGAAAAAGGGAUCGGCGAGCCCUCAGGGCUCAAGGAAGGGCACAUCCAGCCCCAAGGUGGUUAAAAAGUCAGAUUCAGGAGACAGCAAGAUGACAACGAAACAUAAAGCUGUGGAAAUCCCCAAAUCUGUCAAGAUGAGGUAAU